Molecule: messenger RNA, 1707 nt
Organism: Magnusiomyces paraingens
Lineage: Eukaryota; Fungi; Ascomycota; Dipodascomycetes; Dipodascales; Dipodascaceae
Exons: 1
Coding region: 1-1707 (568 amino acids)
Source: RefSeq, a predicted model, not a curated record
AUGUCAGUUGCUAUCCCAAUCAACUCAAACAAUAAAAUUCCAACAGAGUUUUGCUUUCCCUUAAGAGAACCUUCUCAAGACCUUUCUCUUUCUUCAUCAUCAUCAUUAUCAUCAUCAUCUUCUUCUUCUCCUCCACCAGCAAGAACUUCUGCUGUCUUUCAUUCUCGUCAAUAUACAGGUAUAGAACUCCCUAAAACUCUUCAGUCACCACAAUCACAACCACCAUCACAUAGAAAACAUGCUCACAGAAGAUCUGCUGCAAUCUCAUUUGAUCUUAAAUCAUCUUCUAAUCCACUCCAAGGGCUGGUCCCUCAAAGUGCUGCUCAUUCUUUAACCAUCCCACAAUCUGCAUCUUCUCCAUCUUUAUUCUCUUCAGAACAAAUCUCAAACGCUACUCCGCGCUCUCUUGCAUCCUCUUCAUCAUCAAAGCUUAAAGUUCAGUUUGCUCAGGACCUUCCAAAACCUUUUGGUUCUACUGCUAAUAUUAAUAAUAACAAUAAUGCCUUAACUGAAGUCAACUACCACCACGUGACUUCAUCGGGCGCGCCUCCCUCACCUCCGCCCAAUUUGGAUAUUUGUCUCCCUAAAUUGGUUAUUUCACCUCCUACAGCAACAAUGGCAACUACCCAAAAUGGUAACUUUUUGAGGACUCCUACUCAAAUCUCAUCUACCACAACAACAAUAACACCAGCAACACCUGCAACACCAGCAACAACAACAUCUUCUGCCAUACUCUCACCAAGUUCUCCAGCCGAGUCCUUCUCGGAACCUGAAGAAGAAGAAGUAAUGACCGACCUCAUUCUUGCAGGCCCUCCAGAGUCACUUCCAUUUUAUAAUGAUUCUAACCUAAGAUACUCCUCAUCAUAUAUUGACUCGUCUCAACUGGUUGCUGCUGGAGUUUCUUCAGACUCUUACACUCAUUCAUCUGCAAUGGUUUCGUCUUACUCUUUCUCUUCUUUUGACCCUUCUUCUCUCAUUGACCUUGACGCUGCUCUUGGUCCAUUCUGCACUCCUAAAAAUAUCCCUAAACUUCACCAUCGCAGAUCUGAGUCAGCCCCAGAGUCCUCCAUUCCUGCAUUUAAUGCUAUCCGCAAACCACGCCUUCCAAUGGCUUCUUCUUCUUCUGAGGACUUUGUCAUUAUUGAAGAAGAAGCUGAGGAAAACGAUGACCUUAAACCCCCCCAUUUGGGUCAUCAUGCUGAUGCUUCUCUCUCAAACCUCUCUCUUGCCUCUGCAGGCUCAGGGCCAUCUCCGAGAGACCGCGCGCGAGUUGCACGCAAUUGUAACUCGCUUUCCAUUCUUUCGCUCUCGGCGACUUCCUUGGACCAAACGAAGCAUGAAGUGGAGAUGAAGCAAGUGGAGCUAGAAAUUGAAAAUGAAGGGAAAAAGAGAAAAAAAGAAGAAGAAGAAGAAGUUCAAGCACAUGCAAAUGCACACGCACAAGUGCAAGCACAAGUUGAAGUUAAAGUUGAAAAUGAUGGAAAAGAAAAAGAUGAAAUGCCUCAGUUUUCUAUGGAACAACAGGUAUCUACCCAGCCUUCUUCUUCUUCUUCUUCUUCGAGCCAUAAAAAAAAGAAAAUGCUCAAGAAGAAGAAGAAGAAAGGCUCCAGAAGCUCUCCAACAGCUGCUGUUGAUAAGCCUGACGAAAAGAAACCCCACCGAUCACGACCCGCGCGAGUUUGGUCGUGGGUAGUUGGCCGUCGCUAA